Lemur catta (Ring-tailed lemur) is the source of this 2015-nucleotide messenger RNA. Its product is annotated as cytochrome P450 2S1. The transcript has 9 exons. Bases 293 to 1795 code for a protein of 500 amino acids. Lineage: Eukaryota; Metazoa; Chordata; Mammalia; Primates; Lemuridae. Gene Ontology annotation, molecular function: iron ion binding; heme binding; oxidoreductase activity, acting on paired donors, with incorporation or reduction of molecular oxygen, reduced flavin or flavoprotein as one donor, and incorporation of one atom of oxygen. Gene Ontology annotation, cellular component: cytoplasm; intracellular membrane-bounded organelle. Gene Ontology annotation, biological process: xenobiotic metabolic process. The record is from RefSeq and is a predicted model, not a curated record.
UCCUUCCGUUUGCCUUCGCCCUACCUGGGGCGCUGUCUCCGCCCCCGAACCGCGGGCAGACCUGGGUGACCUGGGAGACCUCUAUUCGAGCGACAGUCCCAGACAUCGGGCGGCGGCGGCGGUCUGGGAGAAAUCUGGCGGCGGAGAGGGAAGCCUGCCCGCAGGCGGGGGGAUGGGCUGGCUGCCCCGCCCCCCGCCCGAUUUCGCCGGGGAGGGAGCCGCCCGGCUCCCGCCCUAACUGGCCCAGCCGCGUGGAGCGCCUGGGAGGAGGAGACGGAGCCGACCUGCCGAGAUGGAGGCGGCCGGCACCUGGGCGCUGCUGCUGCUGCUGCUGCUGCUCCUGCUGCUGACGCUGGCGCUGCCCGGGAUCCGGGCCCGAGGUCACCUGCCCCCGGGGCCCGCGCCGCUGCCGCUGCUGGGGAACCUCCUGCAGCUCCGGCCCGGGGCGUUUUACUCGGGGUUCGUGCGGCUGAGCAAGAAGUAUGGACCAGUGUUCACCGUGUACCUGGGACCCUGGCGGCGGGUGGUGGUCCUGGUUGGGCACAAGGCCGUGCGGGAGGCCCUGGGAGGCCAGGCUGAGGAGUUCAGUGGGCGAGGAACACUGGCGACGCUGGACGGGACUUUUGACGGCCAUGGGGUCUUUUUCUCCAACGGGGAGCGAUGGAGGCAGCUGAGGAAAUUCACCAUGCUCGCUCUUCGGGACCUGGGCAUGGGGAAGCGAGAAGGCGAGGAGCGGAUCCAGGCAGAAGCCCGGCAUCUGGUGGAGGCGUUCCAGGGGACAAAAGGACACCCAUUUGAUCCCUCCCUGCUGCUGGCCCAGGCCACCUCCAACAUAGCCUGCUCCUUUGUCUUUGGCCUCCGCUUCCCCUACGAGGAUAAGGAGUUUCAGGCCGUGGUCCGGGCAGCUGGCGGUACCCUGCUGGGGGUCAGCUCCCCAUGGGGCCAGACCUACGAGAUGUUCUCCUGGCUGCUGCACCCCCUUCCGGGCCCCCACAGGCAGCUCUUCCAGCAUCUGGGCAACCUGGCUGCCUUCGCUGUCCAGCAGGUGCAGCGGCACCAGGGGAGCCUGGACACCUCAUGCCCCGCACACGACCUUGUUGAUGCCUUUCUGCUGAAGAUGGCGCAGGAGGAACAAGACCCAAACACGGAAUUCACAGAGAAGAACUUGCUGAUGACGGUCACUUACCUGCUAUUCGCGGGGACGAUGACUGUCAGCUCCACGAUCUGCUACACCCUCCUGCUCCUGGUGAAAUAUCCUCAGGUCCAAAAGCGUGUGCGCGAGGAGCUGACGCGGGAGCUGGGCGCAGGCCGGGCGCCAGGCCUGGGGGACCGUACCCGCCUCCCUUACACCAACGCAGUUCUGCACGAGGCGCAGCGCCUCCUGGCCCUGGUGCCCAUGGGAAUACCCCGCGCCGUGAUGCGGACCACCCGCUUCCGGGGGUACACCCUGCCUCAGGGCACGGAGGUCUUCCCCCUCAUUGGUUCUGUCCUGCAUGACCCCGAGGUCUUCGAGCGGCCAGAGGAGUUCAACCCAGGCCGUUUCCUGGAUGCGGAUGGACAGUUCAAGAAGCACGAGGCAUUCCUGCCCUUCUCCUUAGGGAAGCGUGUCUGCCUCGGGGAGGGCCUGGCGCGCGCAGAGCUCUUCCUCCUCUUCGCUGCCAUCCUGCAGGCCUUCUCCCUGGAGAGCCCGUGCCCGCCGGGCACCCUGAGCCUCCAGCCAGCUGUCAGUGGCCUUUUCAAUGUCCCCCCAGCCUUCCAGCUGCAGGUCCAGCCCGCUGACCUGCAGAGCAGAUGAAGGAGGGAGCUCUGCAGGCAGCGGCUGCCUGGGCUGGUUCCUCCAGCCUCGAACGGGCGUGGACAGGGCUGUGUCUCCAGAGCCACAAGGCCACACCGCAGGCAGCCACAUCCACACACGAGCCUGCCCCCCGCACAGACACACGGCCCACAUGCUCACUUGGCCCGUGCCGCUGUCGAGACGCACAACCACACACCCGUGCGCAACCACAAGGGCCACG